AUGGAAAUUGUUGAAGUUCUCAAUAAAAUGAACAAAGACUACCUUAGAUCAGAUUUCGACAAAAAGUUUAUGCUAAGGUCACUAUUUGUGCAAGUUUUGGCAGGAGAUAGUAAUAAUUUGUGGGAAGAUUUAUACUCUUUUGUGACUACAAACUUGGAUUUUGUACGAUCAGUAAAAGAUGAGGCUGAGUUCAGAUAUUUUGCCAAUCGAUCUAUGAAGGAUCUUCAAAUUUCACUUGAUAACCAGUCAGGAGAUAGAUCGUCAAGCUCAACAUUACGUUUAAGAACUAUUUUUGCUGAACUUUCUGAAAUGUUUUCGUACGUGUUAACUACAUGCUCCACAGAAUCGAACAUGGUGUACGAUAGUGAAUCUGUCACUAUUCCACUUUUACCUUCAUGGUACUGCGGUGUCAGUAAUUUUCAAGACGGGAAAUCAAUUUCUGUCGAUAGUAGUAAAACAAAGAGUAAUCAAAGUUCAUUAUUUUGUUUGUUAGGACAGGAAGAUCAUUCAUUGGAAAAUCUUUUACAAAAAAUUCCAUUCGGUAACUCGAAAUACAGAGCAUUUAAUGAAUACAUAAAGAAUUUAUCAAGUAAUAAAUCCGAAACACCUUCAAAAGAAAUUGAGAAUAUGCGCCCAAAUAAUGGUUUUGAUGCAAUCGUCUACUUUUCAGUCUGUAGAAAAAUGGGAGUUUAUGAGUUUAUGUACUUCACCAGAAAAAAACUCGAGAGCAGAAAUAUAUCACCAUAUGAUCUAGAACCUAUUUUAAGACCAAGGAAUGACGAACCACAUUAUAUAUUCAGUACAUUCGGUAUACUGGUCGCGACUGGAACUGAACAGGAGCAUUUAAGUCUCACAGAAUGGUUUUCAGAAGCAGUUUUAUGCGAAGCUUUAAAGAAAAAUCCCACAUUUUGCUACCUUUCAGCUUGGAAACCCUUUUUCACCUGGCGUCAAAUUACGAGAAGAAGAAAAUUUAAACGGAUACGUAAUAUUUUAUUAAAUAGUUGUCUGCUUGCAAAUCCUUUAUAUGUUCGAUUAUUCCAGGUGGUUCAAAAACUCUUUGAUUCUCUGGAUACUUUGAAAUUCUUUCCGAAUAGCACGUGUCCAUUGAAUAUGGUACAAUUUUGUGCUCACAUUAACCGAAAUAUACGUUACAAUACUAUUUUAAUAUCACAUGUAACAAACUGUAUAUGUAUUGCGUUAAAAUUUGCAAGAUAUGCUCUCGCUAAACUAAUACGUUAUAAAGAAGAUGAAUUAAAUUGGAACUCUAAAGAAAUCAAUCAAACUAUACCAAUGACUGAAACAUGGAAAAAAGGUUUAGUAAUAAAAAAUGAUUUAGAACAAUUACGUAACCAAUUGGAUAAUUUUCCAAAUGUAUUACAUUGUAUCCGUUAUCGACUGGCAAGUUCUCUUUUAUAUAAAUUUCAAUCAAGUAUACAAAACUACAUUUAUAAUGAAUUAAAGUUGAGCAGUAUAGAACAGAAAGAUAAACAAAGAGAGAAUAUUAAAGAAGAUAUAAUUGUGAACAAUUCUCGUUUAGUUAUUUAUCCUGUUUUAUUAAAACAAUCUGAGGAACCAAGUCAAUUACUUCUUUGUCCACCAUCUGUCACUAUGGUAACUAUUUUCAAUUUAACAUUUGAACAAUUCAAAGAAUCAUUACAUUUAAACAAAAUCAUAUUAGAAAAUCAACUUACUCAAAUCUAUUUCAAUGAAGAGAAAGAAAUUGAUAAUAUUUGUGAAAUCAUUGAUAAUCAAGUUGAUAUUCAUUCUAUCAUUCAAAUGUUUUAUAAAAAUUCUAAUUUAAUGAAUAGAAAUUAUUUAAAACAUACAACUAUGAUUUCAUGGAAUAGAAUGAAUCCAAAUGGUUUAGAAGUAACCAAUGUGUCUAUUCGUGAUAUGGUUAAUUGUUAUCUACCAAGUUAUACAGAAUUUGUGAAAGGCCUUAUACCUGAACAUCAGUUUCACUAUAAUCAGUCGAUAUUAUCUGGUAUGGAUCUGGAUCAAUCCCAUCUUAAUAUUAGUGGUCAUAAUUACUUCCCUACCAUUGAAAAUGCAUCUCAGAUGGGAUUACAUUCUCUUAUUGAGCAACAAUGUGAAGCGAUGAAACUUUAUGACUGUUUAAUGACUUCAUGGAGUGACAGAAUACAUGAAAAGACGAAUGAUAUAAUUCUAUCUUUACAAUGGAUUAUCAAUAUGGAUGAAACAAUAAAUGAGUUAAGUAUACUAUUAAGAAAUGAAGAUUUACAUACAGAAUUUCAUAAACAUCAACGCUUAUUCCAAACAUCAUUUCAAUUGGUCAAUCGUUUAAUAAAUCACGUUAAAUAUGAAAGUCUUUUAAAUGACAAUAAUGAUAAUAAUAAUAAUUUACAAUGCUUCAUUUUAAUUGACUAUAAUCCAUUAUUUAAUUUAUUAUAUAAUGAAAUUACAGAGAAAUUAAGUAAAUUAUUUACAAUAUUUAUAACAAUAGUUCAAAAUUCAUUAAUAUCAAUCAAUAAACAAUUGGAUGAUUUUAUUCAAAUACAUACAAAUAUUCAAUCUGAUUUUAAUGGAUUCAUACAAGUUGUUACCUAUUUAAAUCGUGUACAUAAUUGUCAUGUGAAAUUAUUUAAAGACCAUGAUAAUCUAUGUCGUCAAGUUGAAUUUAUACAACAUUUUCAAAAAUGUUUAAACCAUUGUGAAGAAUUAAAAUUCAUUCAACUUGUUAAAUGGUCACAAUAUGAACAGUUUAUAAUUAAAUGGAAAAAGUUUACAAAUCAAAUUGAAUGGGCUAGAAAAAAAUUUCGAAGACAUCAAGAAGAAUUCUAUCAAGUUUAUAAUAAAAAAGUUGAGGAAACUAUAAAAGAAGUUGAACGUUUAGUUCAUUUACUUACAACUGGCAAAUAUUCUGAUGUUAAUAAUGAUGCACAAAUGAUACUGAAUGACAUGAAGGAACCAUAUUGUUAUGUCAUAAAAUUAGAAAGUUCUAUUCAUCAACUUAUAGAUCAACAUAAAACUGUUCAAAAUUGUGAAUAUAAUGAGAAACAAUUUGAAAAAGCUAAAAUUGAUAAAAUGAAUCUAUCCUAUUCAUCAAAUAGAUCAUUGAUGAAUACAACGAUUACAUUGGAUAAUACACUUUAUAUUACAGAUAAUUGUCAAGUUAAUUUUAAACAUAUAAAACAAUCAUGUAAAUAUUUUAAUGAAAAAAAUAAUAUUUUAUUACAUAUUGAUAAUGAAAUGAAAAAAGUCAAUUGUAGAUAUGAGGCAUGGCAACUAAAUUUGAAAAUUGAUACAUUUAAACAAGAGUUAUAUAAAUCAAGAUUAGGAGAAAUACCUUUAAAUAUGUUCAAUGAGAAAUAUCAAGAACUCGUUUCAUUACGUAACCAUUUAAGAAAUGAUGAUGUAGUUGUUCAGUAUGAUACGAAAUGUUUGAAUGAAAUGGAAAAAUUAUUGAAACUCUUAAGUUAUAUUUUGGAUACAGAAUUAUUGUCUUUCUCAUCAGAAUAUUGGAAUCAUUGUUCAAAACUAUUGAAUAUCUCAAUCAAUAUCAAUUGGAAAAAUUGUACAAUCAGUGAUUUAAUCAAUAAUCCUAAGUCUAAUUUAUUCAAACAAGAAUAUCAAUUAAAGGAAAUCAAUAAUAUAUUUCAAUAUUUAUUAUCGAUUUAUCAAAUUAAAACAACAAUUGAAAAUCAAUUCAAAUCAUUAAAUAUUCAAUUUAUAUCAAUGAAAUCAUAUUCAGAAUUGAUUAAAUCUAUUCAUUUAUCAUUUCGUAAUGAAUAUAUUGAUCAAAUGAAUCAGGAUCUUUCUGGAAGGUAUUCAUCCAGAAGUAAUCGUUGUACAACAGAAAUUCCCUAUCCAUGGAUAUUCUUGAAUAUUGACAAUUUAAUUGAAAAAUUAUGUGAAUUAUCAAAUAAACUUCAAAGUUUAUUAGAUUCUGAACUUUUGAAUAGAAUAAAACAAAAUGAAACAACAAAUGAGUAUCUACUUGAAAAUGAUUACUACUUAAUGAAGAAAUUAAAUCAAACAAAGAAUACAUUAUGUAAUAUAAAGUUAAUACAAGAUUAUUGGUUAUAUUUAUAUCGAUUAUAUUCAUUAAAACAAAGUGAUGAAGAAUGUAACUCAAAUCAAUUCAUUAUAUUAACUGAUAAUUAUGUACAUUUGGAAAAUGAUAUACUACUAAAUAAUGAUCGAGUAAUAUCUGUUCAAUCUAUCGAAUAUGAAGAUAAUGAAUUAAUUCAAAUAAAUUGUAUAAAUUUACAAUGUUUUAUUGAAAUUGUUCAUAGUAAAUGGGAUUUAUGGUUAAUCUUAAAGAAUGGUCUUUAUGAACAUGUUAGUAUGUUUGAGAAAUCAAUCGAUGAAAUGUGUGAGACAUUUCCAUUAUUUUGUUUAUUAUCCAAAAUGGAAAGAAUUGAACUCCUAAGUAAUUGGUCCAUUCCAUAUUGUGAUUAUGCAGCUCCACUGAAAUGUUCUGUUGAGGACUUUACUGAUCAAAAACAAAAUUCUUACCAGUCUUCUUUAGAUACUAAUUAUGGAUUAGUCAAUCUGAAUAAAUGGAUAAAACGCUUAUUUCCAUAUCUGUUAGAUUGUGUAAUGAUAUGGUGUAAAGCAGAGAAAUGUUGGAAGAUUACUGGAGUAAUUAAUGAAUUCCAUCAACAUAUUGAACUAUUAGAUUCACUUAAAUGGAUUCCAUCAAUUAAUCAAUGGUUUACACAAUUUUAUUCAACAUUACAAUUAACAUUCUUAAGAAUGACAUUGAAUUCCUUGUUAAAUGCCGAAAGAAACCAUAAAUGGAUAAAUGAGUGCAUCAGAAAGAAACAAUUAAUACCUGUCAUUAUUUUAGAAUUAACUAUACGACUUAUGAAUUGGCAAAAAUUAGAGAAAAUUAUAAUAAAAGAAGAUCGAAGAGAUGAAUUCGUUAAAAUAAUUUCAACAUUAAAUCCUGAAAGGAAUGAGUACUUUUCGAAUGAAUUAAAUGAGUACAAUGAUAUUCCGACAAUUGGGAUCAAACAAUUUUCGACAAUUCAUCCUUAUAAAUGGGAUAAUCAAAGUUUACUAAUCAAUAAUAACACAUUAUAUAUACCGUUAUUAAAUACUUCACAAGAAUUAAUUCAACUUGGAUCAGCGUUGAAUAAUCAUGAGUUUGGACUAUUAAUUGGAUCAUUUGGAAGUGGUAAACAAACAAUAAUUCGUCAACUUGCUUUUUUACUUGGUCGUCGUCUUAUAGAAUUUUCAUUUAACAUCUUCAAUGAUACAUUUGAGAAUACAUUAAAAAAUGAUAUUCUUAGUUGCAUACGAAUUGGUUGUUUAUUUUCAAUAAUGAAUAUGCAUAACUUAAAAUUUGGAGAAUUGGAAAUCGUGAUAAACUGUUUGAAUGAAGUUCGAAAGUGUAAUUUUAUGAGCAACGGUCGGAUUCAAUUUGCAGAUUUUACAAAGAAUCUUCAACAAUCUAUUGAGAACAUUGAUAAAAAUAGUCACAAGUUAAUCACUUAUCAUUGUAAUCAAUAUAUUUCUGAACCGAAACAAUGUUUAUUUAAUCAAAGUAUCAGAAUCGAUUGCAGUUUUGGGUUAUUCGGUACAUAUGAUUCUCGAAAAUUUCAAAAUCUGCCAAAAGUACAAAAACUUUCGUUUCGUAAUGUAACCAUUGGAUGGCCAAAUUAUUCAUUUAUUAUACAAUGUCUUUUCAAAUAUUAUUUACCUGAAUAUCAAAGUUCUUCAAUAAAGCAUCGAUUAGUCAAUUUGUUGAAUAGAUCUUUAACAUAUUUUACAAAUGAAUCAGUUCUUCAUUAUAAACAAACAAAUACCUACUACUUAUCACUUUCAACUAUUAUCAAAACAUUUGAAUAUGCUAAACAAUUUUGGUUAGAAAAAUUUAAUCAUCUUCAAGAUAUACGUAAACAUACUGCACUCAAAUCAUUAGUAAUAUUGAGAAAGGAAGAAGACAGAUUAGCUGAAAUUGCAAUACGAUAUGGAUUAUUUAAAGCUUAUAGAAUAAAUUUAUCUAUGGAUUGUAUGAAAGAUAAUUUCAAGAAAGUUGUAUUACAAUCCAGCUUAGAUUUUGAUUGGUUAUCAACCAUUGAGCAAUAUUUAUCUUUGAAUUCUGCAUUACCUUUCAUGUCUGGUAAUGAAGAAUGUUUAAAAUGUGAUGAUAAUAAUAAUAUGUAUCCAAAAGUUUCAUGGGAAUUUAUUUAUCGAUUGUUAAGAGAAAUGUAUGUACGUAAUUUGGAAAUAGUUAAUGGUCAGUUAAUAAAGAUAAUUGAAUUAUGGCAACUAAUAAAUGUAAAUCGUCCAAUUUUAAUUAUUGGCUCAGUUGGAUCAGGUAAAAGUACCAUUUUAAAAAUACUUAUUUCUACAAUCAAUUGGUAUCAUUGUACAAAGAGUAAACAAAUGAAUAAGUAUUUAUCAUCAUUAUCCGAGUCAACAUUAUUAUCAACAUACAAAUCAUCAUCAUCACCAUCAUCAACAACAUCAUCAUCAUCAUCAUCAUCGGGAUCGGCAUCAUCUGAAUUGUCAUCAUCAACACCAACAUCAUCAUUAUCAAAACAAUUAAAUUCAUCUUCAAUUUCAAAUGAGGAAAACAAUAACAAUCAAGAAAUAAAUAAUGAUGUUGAUAUGAAGAUAUUCAAUAUACCAGAUCAAUUGAAUUCAUAUCUUAAUAAGUUUAAUCUUAUUUCAACAACACAUUCCAAUAUAAAACAAUUUGAUGUAUAUAAUAAAAUAAUUUCAUUAAAACACUUAUUUCCAUAUUCAAAUGAACAUUUAACAAGUUUGUUUUUAAAUGAUGAUAAUAAUGUUACUAAAUUAGAAGUGGAUAUAUCAAAUAUAUUUGAAGAAUGGAUAUUGUUAGAUUUAAGUGACCAGUCUAUUGAACAUUUGACAUUUUUAAAUAAUGGUAACAUUUUGAAUUUAUUGAAAGCAGUUAAAACUUUUAAAUUCACAAGAAAAUUAUUCAUAGAAAAGACAACAAUAGAUGAUUUAUCUCCAGGUUUAAUUCAUCAAUUUUCAAUAUUGUCAACUGAAGUUAAUAAUGAAUUGAAUUGGUCACAUAUAUGGAGAAUUUGGCGUAAAACAAGUUAUUUAUCAUAUAUGGUUAUAAAUUAUAUAUGGGAUAAAAUUCUUAAUGAACUAGAUAAUCAUAUCCCAAAAAUAUUAGAUCGAAUUUGGGAGUUAAUGAAUCAAUGGUGUCACAAUGAAGAAGGCUUUUUAAAUAUCAAGUCUUAUAAGAAUGCAUUUUGUCAACAAAGUAUUAAAAACUCUUUAGCUUUGAUGUCUGAACUAUUGAACAAAUACUUUCCAAGAGAAUUAUGGGAAUUACGUAAAGAUGGCAUAAAACCAUCAUCUGUUUAUCAAUCAAAUCUUACAUUAAUUGAUUAUUAUUGGUCCGAAUGGCGAAACAUUGAAGACCAACCAGUAUUUUAUGAAAUCUUGAUAAGAAAUUUAUUUUUAUUCUCAUUUAUUUGGGGUAUUGGUGGUGGAUUAGCUGGUGAUCCAAGAUUAAAAUCACGAUUUGAAACAAUCAUGUUAAGAAUAUUAAAGGAUUUUAUUAGAUUACCUAAUUCACUGAAUAUUCAUUCCAUAGACAAUUCAUCAUUCACAUUAUCUAUUGAAUCCUAUUAUACAAAUCAAAUGAAUUAUUGUACAAGUAUGAAAUGGAAUAAUAAUAAUAAUCAUAAUCAUGAAAAUGAAUAUGAAAAUAUCAAAGAAUUUCAAUAUAGUUUAUUUAAUUGUCUUAUUGAUUUAAGAACUGGUUAUUUAACACCAUUUUGGUAUACAGAUUAUUUACAAUUACAUUGGCCAGAAGAAUAUGAUAUCAUACAUCCAAAUGGAAAUACUUAUCAUAGUAAACCAUUAUUACCAACAUUAUUUCAUCUUACAGUUCAUUUAUUUACUGGUUCAUUAUUCAUACAAUCUGGUCGACCAGUAAUAAUUUCCGGUCCAUUUGGUUCAGGUAAAUCACAACUUGCAAUUGCUAUAUGUCAAAAUUCAGAACGAUCUAAACAAUUAAUUAGUUCAUAUGAUAAUAAUAAUAAAACGGGGAAAAAGUGUACAAGUUCAUUUCGAAUACAAUCAAAUGAUUUUCUACAUAGAAUCAUUUCUAAUUCACAAAAAACUAAUAAUCAAUAUCCAAAACAAAUAUUUGAUAAAAAAAUCAAUUUAAUGCAUAAUGUUAUCAUUUUAGAAGAUGUACAUCUGAUUUCCAAAACAGCGACAACACAACGAAUAUGGAAUCAAGAAUUACGUAAUCAAUUAACUACUUGUAAUCUUAAUCAUAAUAAUUACUCUAAAGCAAAAUAUAAUUUUAUUCCAAUCUUAACAUCUUUGGAUCAUGAUCAUCAACUACAUUUCUCAACAAAAUUAAAUAGUUUAAUGUAUCAAUUCGCAUAUAUCAGUUUAACAGACCCUUGUUUAUUAUUUGUAAAAGAGAUGAAUAUCAAUGGAUUCCUCUAUGAACAAAAUAUUUAUGGUUUUAGUCCAAUAAGUUUACUUUGUCAAUCAAUGAUGUGUCAUUCAUUGUCAAGAAUAAGUGGAAUGUUAGUUGAGAGAUUCAGUUGGAUAAUAUGGUACAUGCAUUGUGCUUUAAUGAAAGAACGUUGUACUUAUAAUAAUACAAAAGUAGAUUGGUUAAUCAUGCAUAAGAUUGCACAUUCUAUAGGAUACCAUUUAAAAAACUAUUAUCCAUGCAAAUCAACUGAUGAAAUCCCAUUGAAUAGUACAAUUGUAUCAGACAAUAUAAAUAGAUAUAUUUAUUCAAGAUGGACACCUUUAUUGAUAAGUGAAUCGAUUCAUCUCAAUUCAAAAAAUCAAAUCAGUAACAUUUUGCAAUCAGUGUUGUUUUUAUGUCAAGAGAUCAAACGAUAUUUUAGUCCAUUAUUACCUAAAGAUUUAUGUUCAGAAUGGUUAUUUAAUAAUUUAUCGAAAUCCAUUGAUUAUUAUUUAAUGAAACCAUCUUCAUUAGGUCUUUUAGUUCCAAUUUCAUACCUUCUAUUUGGACCAGCUGGAAGUCUUUUCCUUGAUUCAAAAAUCACCAGACAGUCUAUUUUACAUUUAAGCAAACAUUCUUUGACAAAACUGACAAAUACAUCCUCAUCUGUUGUAUCUCAACGUGUUUGUAAUGAAAGUGGAUUUUCGGUCAAUUCAACUUCCUCUCCUUCUGUAUCUUGUUCAACACUAACAACAUCUUUCAGUUAUUCUUCAUGUUAUUCUAACUCAAUUACCUCUUCGUCUAUACCAACCACAUCUAUAACCGAUAGUUCUUUUUCGACACAAUUAUUCAACACUUUUUCAACAUCUACUCAAUAUAAUUCGAACAAUUAUACUACAUCAAAUUAUUCCACUACUUCAGUAUUUACUUCUUUAUCUGAUUCGUUAGUAUAUGGAUCUUCUUUAACUUCUAUGCCUAUUCUAUCUUCUUCCGUGCUCUCUUUACCGAACUCACGCAUUGAUACAGUCAUGACUACUACUACUUCUACUAUGUCUAUAGUGAAUUCAUUUUCUACUCCACCUACCAUCUCAACAUCAACAUUUUCAACCACUUUAUUGACAAAUGAACUUUCCAAUAUGUCACUCCAGGAGGCUGAACAAGAAAAAAAAGAAGAGAAACAGAUUAUUUCAACUGAAUCAAUAUCUAUUAAUGAUAAUGAUAUAAAUUAUGAAUUUAGUACACAAAUCGAACAGUUAUGUUCGAAGUUGAAUGAUGAAACAGAAACUAGUUUAUCAAAUUAUAAAAGACCGAUCUAUUCAUCAUUCUAUGAAAAAUAUGAUGAAAAGUGUAAUAAAAGUCAUCGAAGUUGGGCAAAGUAUGGUUUAUUAAAUCCUCAUCUUAUACCAUGUAUCAGUUUGCCAGGAUGUUUGGAUCAGACCAAUGAUUUAGAAGCUAUAUUUGUUAAUUUAAAAAAUGACUUAUCUAUAUGUGAUAUAGAAAUCAACAGUUAUGAUUCAGUAUUACAGUAUAUGAUUAGAAAUGCAAUAAAUUUAAUUCACAGUUCAUUAACUCAUAAUCCUUGUUAUAUACUACUGAAUAAUUCUACUAAUUGUAAAACAUAUGGAGUCAAUUUUCAUAUACAAAAACAAAUUAUCAAAUGUAUUAUGAAAUUAAAAAAUUAUCAUAAAAUUUAUUAUACAAAAUGUUUAAUAGAAUUUUUAAUAAAAUUGAAUCAAAAUUCUAAUGAAAAAUUUUGGGAUCAUUAUAAAGAAUAUGAAAUGAUUAUUAUUGAUUUGUCCGAUCAAAAUGUAAACCAGACCUUCUAUGAUGAUGAUGAUCAUCAUGAUGAUGAUCAUUAUAAUAACAAUAUUGAUGAGAUUAAUGAUGGUGACAAUGAUGAUGAUGUAAAUGUGUUACUUUUAUUGAUACAAAGAUUACAGGAACUACGUUUUGAUUUACCAUGGAAUGAAAUGAAUUAUGAUAAGCUGAAAGGAAUUUUUGUUAUUGCUUCAAAGGAUGAUAUAAUAUAUAAUCAACUCAUACAAUAUAUAUCAUGGGAUUGUGUUAUCAAUUUCAAUGAAAUAACAAAUGAUUUACAACAUAUGAAUAUAGAAUUUAAAAGUAUUACUAAUCAUAUAGAUUUUGAUUCAAAAUCUAUAUUGAAACGUUUCUUAUAUAAUUAUGAUUUCUUAUUAAACAAUAAUAAUGAUAAGAAUCAUUUCAUUUUAUAUGAAUUAUUCAUUGAAGCUUAUUUAUUAAUUUAUCAUUAUUUAAAUGAAAAUAUCAAUGAUAUUCAUAGACAACAAACAUUAUUCAAUAAUCAAUAUUCAUUCAAUUACAUUAUACAAACAAUCAAUGUUUGGUAUUAUCUUCAAUAUGAUCGUAAUGAACAAUAUAAUAAUCCAUUCAAUGAUACUAAUUUACUUUAUAAUUCAAUGAAGAAUAAUUAUGAUUUAUUAGAGAAUCAAAUCAUUCAAGCUAAUUCUAUAUUAGAAUUAAUGAGAAAAGAUUUAUCUAAUUAUCAAGAGAUAUAUUUACCUGAAGCUAAAUUAAAUUAUACAAAUACAAAUGAACAUUUACAAUAUUUAGAAAAUGAAAUUUUACAUAAAGAAAAUGAAUUAAUGAAUAUGAAGAAACCAAUGGAUCAUGUGAAGAAAUUAGCUGAAAAUGAAUUUCAUAAAUUAAAAAAUGCUUAUCGUUUAGCUGUUCAAGGGUUACAUAAUUUAUCCAUUGAAGAUUUAGAUGAAAUACGAUCAUAUCGUGAACCACCAGAUGACGUGAAAAAUUGUGUCUAUUUAAUUUGUAUGCUUAUGGAUGAAGAGGAAAAUUGGGAAAAUGCAAAACACAUGAUGGUCCCAGUCAAAUUUAUUAGUAAAAUCUUGAAACUUUCCAUUCAAUCAAUUAAUAAACAUAAACAUAAUGAAUUAAGAAAACGUUUAAAUAAUUCAAGCAUAUUAACAUUUGAAAAUUUAUUACAGGUAAGUGUUGCUGCUGCCCGAUUAUGUCAAUGGUUAAGAGCAUUAUGUGAUUGCUGUGAUGCUGGAGAACGUUUACAGAAUCACAUUGAUGAUUAUUCUUCAAUUGAAGCACAAGUUAGACGAAAUGAAUCAGCAUUAGGCAAUUUACAUUUAUCAUUACAACUAACAAAAAUAAACAUAGAAAUGGCUAAUAAUCAUUUAGUUGGAUGUGAACAUCAAAUUAAACGUCUUUCAGAGAAUAUCGAUAUAUUAGAUUAUAAAAUUCAUGAAGCUAAAGCAUUGGCAUCAACUAUACAGAGUAAUUUAUUUGAAUUAUACAAUGAUACUAGCAAUCAUGAUGCAACUAAAAAUUUGUCAUUUUGGUUCAAUAUACUCGGAGCAUUGGGGACAGUGUAUUGUCAAACAUUACCAAUUAAGCAUAGAUCUUCAUUGUGGAAUAAUUUCAAAACUCUUGUUUGGAAUAAAAUGAAGGAAGUCUAUCACCAAACUACGAACGAUGCAGAGGAAAAUCUAAUAAAAUGUGAAAAAUUUCUUCAAAAUUUACCAUUGUUUAGAAUUAUUCAAGCAAAACCGUACGAACUAAUGAAAUGGUUUACAUUGAACAAAAACUUUCCACCAGAAUUAAUACUUUUAUAUAAUAAUCAACAUAUUAGUUAUACACUUGAAGCGAUCCUAUCUAUACUUACAAUUCUAUGGUCGAUUAGAUAUGCUCAUACUAAACAGUGUGAUAACAAUAAUGUGGAUGAAUCAAUGUUAUAUCUGUUUAUUUACGAUCCAGAUCUAACUGGUAUCAAUGUAAUAAAAUCAUUAUUACUAACAAAAGAUGAUACUGAUGAAAGUGAUAACAUUUCUUCAAGCAAAAAAGAUCAAUUAAUUUGUGAUCUUUACAUAGAUAUGAAAGAAUUUAUAUCCAAUUUUAACUACGCCAUUCAUACAAAUAAAAUAAUCUUCAUUAAUGUGGAUCAAUUUCAUAGUUUUAAUGCAAAAGAAAAUAUUAACUAUUUAUUAAGAUUUUAUUUUAACCAAGUCUUCAAUAAAAAUAUAUCCAGUACAAAAAAUAGUCAAAUUGUUUUAUGGACAUCAUUUAGUCAAUAUAACGAAAUUGGAUUUAAAUGUAGACAGAAAUUUUGCCAAGUUGAUUUUAUAUCAAUUGAUUUAGGCUUAUCUCAUUUGGAAUGUGGCAGUGCAUUAACAAGUUGUUUGUUAGAUCUAUUGCCUAACUGUAAUAUUCUUAAUUCACUUCAAAAAUUAAGGAUUCAUGAAAUUGAAACUUUUGAAAAGAUUUGUGAAGAUAAAAUUCAACUAUUGAAUAUAUCAAAUGAAUUAACAAAUUACAAAUUAUUCCAUUCUGAUAUAAAUAAUUCAAUGACCAAUACUAAUUCAAUUCAAUUCAAUGUAGAUUGUUUAAAUUUAACAAGACAACAUAUUGAAUUAGUUAAAAUCUUUUCAAGAUUAUCAAGUAAUAUGAUGCAUUUAAAUGAAUUACAAUUACAACAUGAACAUUUAAACAAUCAACUUAGUAUAUUUACCAAUCAAAAUAAUACAAAUGGAUGUAUCAUAAAUUUUACUCGUAAAAUAUCAUUAUUAUUCCAUAGUUUAGAAGAUAUACAAUAUAAAGAUUAUAUUUCAUUUCGUUGGCCAUGUAAACGAUUGUGUGAAUAUAUUCUAUCAAAAUAUGAUCAAAGUUUAUAUUCUUCCCAUUUGGAAAAUGUUAAUGAAAUCAACUCUCCAUCUGAUUUAUUCAUCAGUUAUGAACAUGAAAUACAAGAAAUUGGUCGACGCAUUAUACAUAUGUUAUUGGAAUUCUUUCUCAAUUCUUUAAACACUUGGAACAAUCCAUUAGGAUUAAUAAUACAAAUAAAAAUUUCAAUAUAUUUUAAUAUACUUCAAUAUUCUAAAUUAACUAUUUAUGAAUUACAUAAUCCAGAUCAGAUAACUGAGAUUGAUCUAUUUAAACAGAUCAUUUUCAGUAAUAUUUUUACGUGUGAAUAUAACUAUCAACAUUGUUUCAAUCACAAUAAAUCAGAGGUUCUUAAACGUAUUCAACUGUUGGAAGAAAAAUUGCCAACUUUAAAAGGUUUAGAAAAAGCAUUAAUGAGUGAGCCACUAAUAUGGACUGAAAUAGUUGAGACAAAGUUGAAUUUUUUUCAUUCAUUGCCUGGAUUCUCUACGAAACUACCAAUACCUGAAUCACAUGUAUUUUUAGUUUGGAUUUCAAUAAGACCUGACCUAUUUCACAUCAUAUCAAAAGUUUUCGUAAAUCAUAUAAUGGCUCAACACAUUACAGUAAAUAAUAAUAAAGAAUAUUCUAGUAGAUCAUUUGAAGCUGAAAAGCAUUUACGUAUCGAUGAAUUGUUUCAACCACAAAUUAUGAAAAGAGUACGAAGGUUUUAUUCAAAUGAAAAUGACUUCUCAUCUUCAGUUAUUUAUUUAAUCCUUCCAAACGAACUGAAUGAAUUCAAACAUAAAGAUUUCUUUGCUCAUGAUAAAUCUGGAAAAGUAGUUGUUUCAAAUGGAUUAAUAAAUACAUUGAAUAAGAUGGCGAUAUAUUCAAAUAGAACUUUGUUUCCUAUUGACUGUGCAAAUACUACUGAUAUCUCCUACUGGUUAUCAGUAUGUGGAUCCAAUACAAAUAUACUUCCAUAUCAAAGAGUUUUAAUUGUUCUUCAAAAUGUACACAUUAUUCACAAGAGAAUGGAUAUACUAUUAGAUGAAUUAUUACAAUAUGGUCUUUAUAAUUUAAGGUAUAAACAAAUUUAUCAUUUACAAAAUCAAGAAAAGCUUAUAUUAAUCAAUAAACUUGGAAUAUGUUUUGAUAUUAUAAUUGAUUUCACAUGUUGUACAUCCGAAAAGCAAAUAGUAUCCGUGUAUAAUAGAUUACCGGGUUGGUUAAGAUUAAAAUGUCUACCGUUGUUAUUCCAAUAUGAGAGUGAUCAGUUGUUAUUUACUACGAGUUCGUGGAAAGUGACCUCAUUGGUAAAGAAAAAAGAAAAGCCGAUUUGCUAUCCACAGGAAAAUGUCAAUGACUCUAUAAACGAACAAAAUUCACAGUUGUGUUUAGAAGAGUCUGAUGGAUUAUAUGAGAAAAUUGAAUCUGACAAACUUUACGAAUGUAUAUACAACAAACAAGACAUGGAUAAACGAAAACAAUCGAUAGAUACAAUUUGGGCUACGAUUGAGAAAGAAUUAAUGAUACUUGAAACAACCUUCAAAGAAUUGGAAUCACGUUAUUUAUCAUCAUCGUCAUCAUCACCACCAUCAUCGGCAUCAUCAUCAUUGUCCAUUAAAAAUACUUCACCUAUAUUUAUGUUGACAUCUCAGUAUUACGCAUAUUUACGAUCUAUAAAAUAUUAUCAUCAUUAUGCCAGAAAAUAUCCAUCAAACAAUUACAAAUUAUUUAUAUGGUUAAAACAUCAAUUAUUAAUUGCAAAACACUUUUAUCAAUUAAUGAAUUCAUGGGAUAUAAAGAAAUUAAUUGGUUUAACAUUACCAGCUUCAAUUAUUGUUAAUCCUAAAUCAUUAUUUGAUUGGAUUCUAUAUUCUACAUUAAAUAAUUCAAUGGAACAAUAUCAUAUAAUAUCUACUAUUCGAAAGCCAGGAGACAAAGAAAUAUUUAAAAAUGGAUUAAUUAUCACUUCUAUUCGUUUAAUAAUUCAUAGAAAUACUAAAAAGCGUAUUCAUAAUCAAACGGAGUAUAAUUUAAGUAGUCUAUUAAAAAUUACUAAAGUAAUUAGUUUACAAUUAACAACUGUAUCUAAUGAAAUAUUCAACAAAAUGAAUUAUAUCAAUGCUAAAUGGAUUAAAUCAUGGCCUCCUAAUAAAGAUGAAAUAUGUCCAAAACUACCUAUAUUAUUAACAAAUUAUAAUGAAUUAUCAAAGAUUUACAUUAUAACUGAUUACAAUUUGUAA
This is a messenger RNA of Schistosoma curassoni, 15279 nucleotides long. NCBI's taxonomy places the organism in Eukaryota, Metazoa, Platyhelminthes, Trematoda, Strigeidida, Schistosomatidae. The record is from the annotation of a GenBank genome assembly.